AUGAUCUUGUUGUUUGUUGGCCAGCUGCAGUGUACAUUACUUGACAUUCACACCAUCCUCAACUUCAUCAAAGUUCUUCAUCCACUUCUCCUAAACCCACCCUCAUGUCCUGUGUGCAUCAAUCUGAUCUGGAUGGGGUGCUUCAUAAAAGAUACCCAAGUAUGUGAGUCACUAUAUUUUGUAGGGGUACCUGUUUGGUUGUAUUGCAGGGAAGCAUUCAUCCCUCCAACCAUGAACAUUGUCCAACUUGUGUGGAUCACAUAUGCCAACCAUAUUGUUAAGGCCAUGUAUACAGAAAAUGGGAUAGCUAAGCCAUUUCAAAUUCUUCCAUACUUGCUGUAG
Messenger RNA from Pisolithus orientalis, 342 nucleotides. RefSeq lists its product as uncharacterized. The transcript has a single exon. The record is from RefSeq and is a predicted model, not a curated record. The coding region runs from base 1 to 342 and encodes 113 amino acids. NCBI's taxonomy places the organism in Eukaryota, Fungi, Basidiomycota, Agaricomycetes, Boletales, Pisolithaceae.